CCACAGCUGUCUUCUUAUUUAAUCGAGCAUGCAUUGCACCAAAGUGGAUACGUAUUUGUGCUUACAAAAGCAGUAAAUAAAUCGUAAAAAUAAUACCGAAAUGUUACAACCUUCUAAGCAGCAGAUACUGCGCCUCUACAAGCAUCUAAUACGGUACGGCAAUCAAUUGCAACUUACAGACAAGAACUACUUCUUGGGUCGCAUACGACGCGAAUUCAGAGAGGGUCGUGCACUAAGCGAUCCAGUACAAAUCGAAUUCAAUUUCAAGCGCGGCGAAACGCUUUUGCGAAAAGGGCGCAUCCUUUAAAUUGUUGCUGAACAGCGGCAAUGUUGCAACGACUGGUAGGAAGAGCUGCCGCUCGUCACAAUGCACUACCUACCAGCUUAGCAGAGUCUACAACUUGCUACCGCUUUAAAACCAACAACAAUAAAA
Molecule: messenger RNA, 433 nt
Organism: Bactrocera neohumeralis
Lineage: Eukaryota; Metazoa; Arthropoda; Insecta; Diptera; Tephritidae
Product: MIEF1 upstream open reading frame protein
Exons: 2
Coding region: 101-307 (68 amino acids)
Source: RefSeq, a predicted model, not a curated record